This is a messenger RNA of Gastrolobium bilobum, 3425 nucleotides long. RefSeq names its product protein PAT1 homolog. Gene Ontology annotation, cellular component: P-body. Gene Ontology annotation, molecular function: RNA binding. The coding region runs from base 181 to 2832 and encodes 883 amino acids. The transcript is spliced from 5 exons. The record is from RefSeq and is a predicted model, not a curated record. Lineage: Eukaryota; Viridiplantae; Streptophyta; Magnoliopsida; Fabales; Fabaceae. Gene Ontology annotation, biological process: P-body assembly; deadenylation-dependent decapping of nuclear-transcribed mRNA.
CUGUGUAUCUCGAGCCCAAAUCCAAACCCAUUCCAUUCAGCGAUCCUCCAAUCUCCGCCAUAUCCUAAUCUAAGCAAUUCAACGCAGCAGAAAGUGUUUUCGAGUUUCUCCCUUUUCCUUCUUUUUUCUCUUUUUUCCUUCUUGAUCGUUUGCGUUUUUCUUUGAUCUUUCUUUUCGUUUAUGGAUGGGUUUGGUGCUGAGGCCAAUGUCCGUGGUGCUUCUAACGCCGAAGAACUUAAGCAAUUAGGACAUGUUUCCAAAGAAGGUGCAGUAUUUGAUGCAUCACAAUACGCAUUCUUUGGUAAAGAUGUUGCUGAGGAAGUUGAGUUGGGCGGGUUGCAAGAUGAAGAUAACUGCAUACGUGCAGUUGAGUUCAAUGAGGAGGAGUUCUUUCUCAAUACAGAAGAGGAGGAAGAUGUAAGAUCUUUUUCUGAUAUUGAUGAUCUCACUACGACUUUUUUGAAGUUGAACAAAGUUGUUAGUGGUCCAAGAAACCCAGGAGUUAUUGGUGAUCGGGGAUCAAGAGAAAAUUCCUCGGCUUCUGACUGGUCACAAAGGGAUGAUGUUCCCUACUGGUUUGACCAGCAUGCGUAUGACAGUGAAGGUUCUCAAGAUGGAAAAAAAUGGUCAUCGCAUCCACAUUCUCCUCUCACUUAUCUACAAGAAUCAAAGCCCUUGUACAGAACAUCUUCAUAUCCUGAGCAGCAACGGCAGCAGCAACACCCCCUCCAACAUUGCUCUAGUGAACCUGUUCCUAAUUGGUUUGAUGCACAUUUUCUUGAUAGUGAAACUGCUGAGAAUGGAAAUAAAUGGUCAUCCCAGCCACAUUCCUCCAUUGCGCACUUACAAGAAUCAAAGCCCUUGUAUAGAACAUCAUCAUAUCCUGACAAGCGACAGGAGCUUGCUCGUUUUUCUAGUGAACCAAUUUUGGUACCAAAAUCUUCAUUUACUUCUUAUCCUCCCCCUGGUGGUAAAUCUCAACAGUCUUCUCCAAAUCAUAGUACAGGGCACAUGAACAUUCCUUACCGUGCUGGGGGAGCUCAUAUACCAUUAUUGUCACAAAAUCGUUCUAGUUUCUUCAACUCUGCACUACAGUUGAGUGGAUCAAAACAUGAGUCGCAGUUCAGUGGAAAUAUGAGCCAAUUCACAGCUGGAUCCCCUCUUAAUCACCGAAUGCAGAAUCAAUGGGUCAACCAAGCAGGGUUAUAUCCUGGAGAUCAUCCAAAUCUCGUGAGUAAUAUGUUACAGCAACAAUUACACCAUCAUAGUGGAUCAGUAUCUCCUCACUUAAUGACUCAGUUGCAGCAACAGCAGUAUAGACUGCAUCAUCCUGUUCAGCAAUCAGCAGGCUAUUUGUCAGGUUUCCAGUCCCAUUUAUUUACUCCCCACCUUUCUUCUGGAUCAUCAAUAGCUAGCAAAUAUGAACUUAUGCUUGGUCUGGCUGAUGUUAGGGAUCAUAGACCAAAAUCCACUCAUAAGGGUAGACAGAGUCAUCGUUUAUCCCAUCAGGGUUCUGAUUCCAGUAGCCAGAAGAGUGAUUGUGGAUCAGUACAGUUUAGGUCCAAGUAUAUGACUAGUGAUGAAAUUGAGAGUAUUCUUAGAAUGCAGCAUAAUGUGACUCAUUGUAAUGACCCUUAUGUAAAUGACUAUUAUCACCAAGCUCGUCUUGCAAAAAAACCUGGGGCUAAGUUGAAACAUUCAUUUUGCCCAACACAAAUUAAGGAACUUUCUCCACGAGCCCGUGCCAAUACUGAGCCGCAUAGUUUUCUUCAGGUUGAUGCUUUAGGGAGGGUUUCUUUCUUGGCUAUUCGUCGACCUCGCCCUCUUCUUGAAGUUGAUCCUCCAAACUCUUCUGUUAGUGGUAGCUCUGAGCGAAAUAUUUCAGAGAAGCCCCUUGAAGAGGAGCCUUUGUUUGCAGCUAGAGUCACAAUUGAGGAUGGUCUUUGUCUUCUUCUUGAUGUAGAUGAUAUUGAUCGUUUCUUACAGUGUAAUCAGCUACAAGAUGGUGGAACUCAAUUAAGAAGAAGACGGAAGGUCCUUUUGGAAGGACUAGCAACAUCACUUCAACUUGUUGACCCACUGGGAAAGAAUGGACACAAAGUUGGGCUUGCUGCUAGGGACGAUCUUAUUUUCUUACGAUUAGUAUCUCUUCCCAAGGGACGCAAGCUCCUAGCAAAGUAUCUUCAUCUUGUUCCUGGUAGUGAGCUUAUGCGGAUAGUCUGCAUGGCCAUAUUUCGUCAUUUAAGAUUCUUAUAUGGUGGUCUCCCCUCUGAUCUGGCAGCUGCAGAGACUACAAGUGACCUUGCCAAGGCUGUUUGUCAAUGUGUCCAAGGAAUGGAUCUUGGUGUGCUUAGUGCUUGUCUUGCAGCAGUUGUUUGUUCGCCGGAGCAGCCUCCUCUACGUCCCCUUGGAAGCACCGCUGGAGAUGGUGCUUCCCUUAUUUUAGUAUCUGUUCUUGAGAGAGCUACUGAACUUCUAACUGAUUCUCAUGCCUCUUGCAACUAUAAUAUAGGUAACCGUUCAUUUUGGCAGGCCUCAUUUGAUGAAUUUUUUAGCCUUCUCACGAAGUAUUGCAUGAAUAAAUACCAUAGCAUCAUGCAAUCGCGGCUUAUACAAGGGACACCAAAUGUUGCUGUAAUUGGAUCAGAUACUCCUAAUGCAAUUAGUAAGGAAAUGCCUGUUGAACUCUUACGUGCUAGUCUUCCUCACACUGAUGACCAGCAGAGGAAGUUACUACUAGAUUUUGCUCAGCGCUCCGCCCCUGUGGUUGGAUUUAACAGUUAUAGUGGGAGCAGUGGUGGUCAUGUGAACUCAGAGACAGUGCUGAGUUGAUAGAGAUAAACAGAGGUUCUCCUAAUGAUAAUGGUAUUUGCGUUGAAGGUACAUCAAAUGUACAACCUUGCUUCUGUUCAAAUACAAUUGGAGCUAUCUGACUUGGAAGUGCAAGUUGCAUCUAUGGUGGAGGUUUCUGCUUUUGUAUACUUAUCAUGAUGCCGUAACAGUGUAGCAUUGUGAUAAAUUUGCGAUCAGGCUCUUCAUGUAUUAUGAUAUAUUCAGCUUAAUCUGUUCCUCUAGUCUUUACUUUUUCUCAUGACGGGGGAGCUUAUUUUAUUACUGUGUGGAUGUUAGAAACACUAGUGCUUAGCAUGUACAGGUUUAGGCACAUAUUGAUGCCCAUGUUUCCUUUCUUAUAUACAAGGCGUUGGGAGGGUUGUUUCCUUUCUGGAAGUGGCAGUGUGGUGCCAUUAAAAUUCGCUGGGAAACGUGUUGAUAAGUUGGCGGGGAAGAAUAAGUUAUGUUGACCUUGCUGGAUAAUAUUAUCACUUUACUAAAUUGUUAAUUUGUUGAUGUGUUUUCUUAGGUCUUCCCUCACUUAUGAAUUAUUGAUCAUUUAGUUUUAUCCAACUGAUUUUCUUGACUUUAGU